AUGAAGCUUAGAAGGAGUACGAGAGAGAAGAAACCUCCCCAGCAUUUGCAGGAUUUCCAGUUAGAAUUAGAUCCGACAGAGAGCCUUCAGACACGUCCGAUUAGAGAUGAAUUGAACCAAGUAGAGUCUCUGCUUGAAAGCUUAACACCCGAAGCAGAUAAACAGUCUGCAAGUGCCAACAAACUCCAAACCCCGGCCUUUACACCCGAAGAAGAAAAGCAGUCUGCCGCCAGUAUCAGCAAACUUCAGAAUGAGAACUUGAAGUUGGAACUUGAACUGACAAGAGCCAAAAUUGAGCUUGCUCGGGUUAAGUCCGCGAUGGCACACGAAAGUCAAUCCAAGAUGGCCGCCCCAAACCCGGCAACCGUCAACACACGAAAUCAAGGCCAGUGUACGACCCAAAGAGCGACUGUACCCACUCUAACUGCGUUGCAAUCUGACACAGCGGUUCAAAAGGAGCUUAAAGCCUUAGAAGAGUCACUAGGGGACCCAAUUCUUCUUGGUCUUUCUGACGAAUUGGUGGGUCCAGCGCAAAAACUACUGGAACCUAACACGACCCCCAGAGGUAAGCGUCCCCUGCUAAUUCCAGAUUUUGUCAGUUCCCUCCCAGUGGUUCUGGAAGAGGACCGGGAGACCGUGCUUGGCGCUUCUGGUGGCACUCAAAUCAUAUUAAAGACUAGCCAUGAGAAAAAGCCCCUGCUCAACAACAUCACCUUUCCACAAUGGUCAGCAGCAAACCUCAGGAUCAUGCACACACUUGUCAAAGAAGGUGCCUUGUCAACUAUGUCAGACAUUAUGAAUUACAUAUCAUAUAGCACCAAAGUCUCAGAGCUGGCCAAGAUUUACCCGCUAGCCCGUGUCGUCCACUAUGAUGACCUUUAUCGACGAAUGCAAUUCGCCACUGGUUGUAAAUGGGGUACAGAGAGUCAGUUUAUCUACCAGCAAUCCCUCCACAAGCCUGACACCAACCAGCCUGGCUCAACCAAACAAGCAAACCGUCCUCCAGGUAGAUCAACACCAACUAUCAACCCGACCACGGGCAAGCAGGUGUGCUAUGACUUCCAACGACGACAAGGCUGCAGCUAUGGCACAGCUUGCAAGUAUGACCAUGUUUGUAUAAAGCCACAGUGUUUGGGGGAUCACCCCCAAUGGAAGCACACAGCCACUCACUACCCCCAAGCCUGAACACACACUCGCCUGCAGAGCUAUUUCGCAAUUCUUUCGUGGAGCCACUUGCAGGGGAUAGCUCGACUGCAUCACCCAUAGCAGGGAAAUACCCAUACGUUAGUUUAGAAACAGCAGAGUGUGUUACUGACUCCAACCAAUCAGCAGGGCCCUCAUGUUAUGCGCAGCAGCCCGAUGCAGCCUGUAUUGCCACAGACUUAAAAUAUGAGAUAUGGGCAAAGGAACUAGCUAAUGAUAUGGACAGAGACUUUAUUCUCAAUGGUGUACGAGAAGGGUUUGGCUUGAUUCCGCGAGAUACUACUGUUUUACCAGCUUUCACAAAGAACAACAGAUCGGCGCUUAGGCCAGGGGCCAAAGAGCACAUUGAAGAGCAACUAUGUAAGGGCCUAUCACUAGGCCAUUUUGGAUCUUCAAACACACCCCCCAUCAUUGUUAAUGCUAUUGGAGCUGUACCAAAAGGGACUCUUCAGAGUUGAGACUGAUUAUGGAUUGCAGUCGACCGCUUACAUUGAGUGCAAACUCCUACAUGGACCUUGACCACUACAAAUAUACUACAGUUGAUGAGGCAGCAUGCAAAGCCAAACCAGGUUUUUGGUUGGCCAAGAUUGAUUUAAAACAUGCUUAUCGCAGUGUUGGUACUCACCCCAGCAGCUGGAAAGUCACUGGCAUGUCUUGGCUUUUUCAAGGUACUACCGACAUCACUUUCCUGUUUGAUAAACGCCUUCCCUUUGGUGCUCGAACCUCUCCUAUGGUUUUCCACCGCCUUACCCAAUCAGUUUGUAGAAUGAUGGCCCGACGAGGUUUCACAGUGCUUGCAUAUUUGGAUGUUUUCCUCAUCAUAAAACCCAGUCAGCAGCAGUGUCAAAUCGCUGUGGACACCCUCCUCGAUUUGCUUCAGUCACUUGGUUUCACAAUAAACUGGUCAAAGGUUGUUCAACCCAGCCAAUCCCUGUGCUUUCUGGGAGUCGAAAUGGAUACAGUGAAUCGUGUACUACGGCUCCCCAGGGUCCGCGUCUCUGAGCUNAACGCCUUCCCUUUGGUGCUCGAACCUCUCCUAUGGUUUUCCACCGCCUUACCCAAUCAGUUUGUAGAAUGAUGGCCCGACGAGGUUUCACAGUGCUUGCAUAUUUGGAUGUUUUCCUCAUCAUAAAACCCAGUCAGCAGCAGUGUCAAAUCGCUGUGGACACCCUCCUCGAUUUGCUUCAGUCACUUGGUUUCACAAUAAACUGGUCAAAGGUUGUUCAACCCAGCCAAUCCCUGUGCUUUCUGGGAGUCGAAAUGGAUACAGUGAAUCGUGUACUACGGCUCCCCAGGGUCCGCGUCUCUGAGCUCUCUGGUUGUCAGAGUACUAUGCUAUCCAACUAACUGUUGAGCUCAUCCCUGGCUCAGCCAAUGUUAUUGCCGACAGUAUCUCUAGACUUGAUGAAACAUGCCACCGACACGCACUUCACGCAUGGCUCUCACGGUCCUCUUCCUCUACUGAAGACUUGUUGUCUCACAUGUCACCUUUGUCGCUUGCUUUCCUCAGAUCCAGAAGAUCAGUCACGAUUGGACACGGAGGUUCUUAAGCUUCGAAAACAAGCCUAUGCAACUUCCACCAAGGCCACUUACAAAAGUCAACUGCGAGCCUAUCUUACCUUUUGCGUAUAUUAUGGGUACCAGCCACUUCCAGCGUCUACCAUCACACUUAGCCGCUACGCAGCCUUCUUAGCACGCUCUUUGUCUGCUUCCUCUAUUCCAGCUUAUCUUAACAUUGUCCGUAUUCUCCAUUUGGAACAUGGCCUGAAAGACCCUACCAAGAAUAUCUUCCACUUAGCAACAACCUUGCGCGGUAUACGUCGUUGCAAAGGCUGCACAGUCUCA
Messenger RNA from Porites evermanni, 3048 nucleotides. NCBI's taxonomy places the organism in Eukaryota, Metazoa, Cnidaria, Anthozoa, Scleractinia, Poritidae. The record is from the annotation of a GenBank genome assembly.